CGCGUCGCGUGCCCUCGGAUUCUCUACACCACCACCACCACCACCACUUGGUUGUCAAGCCGCAGCGACCGACCGACACCAACGGCAAAGUACCUGUUACCUGUCGGGGCAUGUUGUCAACGUCGACUUCCGGUUGUUUUAAUCUCGUAAUGGAGAGUCACCGUUAACUAUUCAAAACCGAGUCGGUGGUACAGCCGUAACAGCCACAGCAACACGAUGCACAUAAGCGAAUGAAAGAUCUUUCGCUGGGUCUCUUCGUUCGCCGUGUGCUGCACUGAAAAGGCGAAACGCCGUCGAUAAUGCAAAAGCCAGUGCAUCCAUAAACUUGUAAAGUAAUUAUGUUUGUGGCGAAUCAUUCUCUAUAUCGGUAAAGCUUAAUUGGUGCCGGUAAGAAAAAUGGCGGAUCACGAUCGCUUUGACGAUGAGGAGCUGGUCUCGAGCAACACGAAUCAAAGGAACUGGCGGGGCAUUCUGAUUGCGCUCCUGGUGAUUGUGGUCGUGCUGGCGCUCAUUGUAACAUCGGUGGUGCUCCUGACGCCGCCGGACGAAGGACCAAGGGUGAAGGGUGCGCGAUUCAAGCUCGCGGAUAUACUCAGCCAUGAUUUUCAGCCGCUGAGAUUUAAUGGGACAUGGGUCUCAGACGAGGAGCUCGUGUUCAAGGAUCAAUGGGGCGGUAUCAGCAUUUUGCAUGCAUCAAAUUUAUCCGUCAGGACUCUAAUGUCUAACCAAACAUACCUACGCCUGAAUCCGGCAAGAUUCCAAUUAUCGCCCGACCAAAGGUAUUUGUUGUUGGCCCAGAACGUACAGAAACUGUUUCGGCACUCGUAUCUUGCUCAAUACACGAUAUACGAUAUACAAACCGGGAACGAUUUUCCGCUGCGUCCGUUGCCCGAAAGCGACGACCAUCCGUAUCUACUGUUGGCGCAGUGGGCGCCCAAGGGCCACGGCUUGAUUAUGGUCCAGGACUACGACAUAUACUACAGGAAGACGCCGAAUUCCCACACGGGCUACAGGAUAACGUACACGGCGGUGCCGGGCGUCGUGAGCCACGGCGUCCCCGACUGGCUCUACGAAGAGGAAAUCCUCGCAUCGAAUACGGCCCUGUGGAUGUCGCGGGACGGCUUGCUGUUGAUUUUCGCAUCGUUUAACGACAGUUUGGUGGAGGAACUGCGAUUUCCCUGGUACGGAUCGGCGAACGAUGGCCGACUUUAUCCCGAUAUACGUUCGCUGCGUUAUCCGAAACCCGGAACCAGAAAUCCACAGGUUACGCUCACGAUCGCCGACCUCGCAGACACAUCGAACAUCAAGAUGAAACCCGUCAUCCCUCCAGCUGUGCUGCAAAACACGGACUAUUAUUUCACCGCAGUCUCGUGGAUUAGUCUGACUGAAAUAUCCGUAGUGUGGCUCAACCGACCGCAAAAUUUAUCCGUGGUUACGAUAUGUACCAGCCCGAAAUGGGAUUGCAGGGAGACCCAAAGAAUAAGCAGCGAUGGGCAGGGUUGGGUGGACAUGGGCGAUAGUCCGGUGUUUGGAACGGACAGCAGCAACUACAUCACCAUUGAACCGGUGAGGGACGGUCCUGCGGGCAACUUUCGACACGCCGUCUCCGUCAACAUACCCAAGAGACGGAUCAUUCCGCUGACUCACGGCAGAUACGAGGUCACCAGGAUACUCACGUGGGAUCACUCCAACGAUGUCAUUUACUUUCUGGGAAUUCCCGAGGGCAAACCUGGACAACAGCAUCUGUAUCGGGUUACUUCUGUGCCGCCUCGAACAGGUGCAAUCCUCCCUCCUCCAGUUUGUCUUACUUGCGUUCCCGACCCCGUACCAACAACUCCACCCUACCUUAACCUGGACGACAACAUGUAUAUUGUGAAGACGAGGGAGGUUUGGGAGGAUGACGACGAGGACGCCGUCAUGACUACACCUCCGCCACGCAGGAAAAAAUCAAAGAAGGUCAAAACUCCGCCCUCAGAGCCGCCCUGUCUUUAUCAUAAUGUUAUAUUUAGUCCCAACUCGGGGUACUACGUUUUGGAAUGUCUGGGUCCAGGAAUUCCGACAAGCCACCUAUACAAAACAAUGAUGCCGAAACCGAAACUGCUAUUGCACCUGCAAAACAACACGAAACUGCGGGAAAGGGUGGCGAAAAUGGCAAUGCCACAAAUUAAAACAUUUCCCGUUCAAAUAUCCGGGGGAUAUCAGGCUCACGUGCGUCUCCAUUUGCCUCCGGGUCUCCGAGAAGAUGAAAUAACGAGAUAUCCGCUUGUGGUUCAGGUGUACGGCGGACCAGGCAGUCAGUUGGUUACCGAAAGAUGGAGGGUAGAUUGGAACACAUAUCUGACCGGCAACAAGGACUUCAUAAUCGCCCAGAUCGACGGCAGAGGAUCUGGCGGUCAAGGCCACCAGCUACUGCACAAGGUCUAUUACAAAUUAGGAUCCGUCGAAGUGGCGGAUCAGCUGGAAGUUACCGAGUAUUUGAGGGACACUCAGCAUUUCAUCGACAAAAGGCGCGUGGCGGUGUGGGGUUGGAGCUACGGAGGAUUUGUUGCAGCAUUAGCUCUUGCCAGUCCCAAAAGUGUUUUUCAAUGUGCCAUUGCCGUUGCCCCCGUGACCAACUGGAAACUCUACGAUUCGGCAUACACGGAAAGAUAUAUGGGUCUGCCGAAUGUGACGGAUAAUUACAAAGGUUAUGACGAGGCGGACGUCAGUAAAAAGGCCCACCAGCUCAAAGACAAAAUGUUUUAUUUGGUGCACGGAUCGGCCGAUGACAACGUACAUCUGCAACAGACCAUGGCCCUCGUAAAAUCGCUGAGCGAGGCGGGAACACUAUUUCGACAACAGAUUUACCCGGACGAAAAUCAUGGUUUGGGCGGUGUCAAGAAGCACUUGUACAAAAGCAUGGCUCAAUUUUUCGAUGACUGUUUCAGGAAGCAAAUUCCGCCGGAUUUCAAAGCCGGGCUGAGAAAUGACGCUGACGAAACCGAGUAGUAUACCAUUGACGAUUUCCUGUAAAAAUCGGCUAACAAUAUUGUGAUUAACUAUAUUUGCCAAAAGAGACAAUUUGAAAUUUUAACCACCUGUGAAUUAAGUGCGAUGUACUAUAAGUUCGAGGUACCUACGACGUUCGUCGUAGGCCCGGUUUCUGGUAUCACUAUAAUAUUGUCAAAUGGUUAAUUUUAUCUGAAAUAGCAAUAAUACGUGUAUAUUACUAGAUAAAAGUUCAGGAGCUAUUUGCCGUAAAUUCUAAAAUGUACAGACCUUAAUCAAGCCUUAAUCAUCUUUAUCUUCCUUAAAAUCCUGCAAUUUGAAAACACCAAUUCACAAAUAACCAAACCAAAUUUUAAACAAUAACAGUUCAUUGAUUUUUGCAAUAAUUACAGAAUAGAGUGACCUUUUGUUGACCUGGUUAAAAGUUGCAUCGAAUAAAUUUGUUUUUGUUGUAGAUUUUGUGAUAUAUCCUAACACAGCAGCAGCUGUUGAGACAUCCUCGCGAUGUCAGUGAUGUAAGUGCCAAAUUUAAGAGUUUAUAAUUGGUGUUUUGUGUGUUUAUGUGUUUAAUGUUCGUUAUUUAAUUUCAUUAAUGAUUGAUAAAUGGCAUUUUAUAACUCCUACACAAGCGACAUUGUUAUGAGAAUAUUUCCUGAUUUGAUAAUAUUGCAGGAGGCGGCAAUUGAAGACUCCAUGUUUGUUCAUGUGAAUAUUUCCAAAUUGGGUAAUGACGCUUCUCUUGAAGCUUUAAAAAAUUAAAUUAUUAAAUUCGUUUUAUUAAAUUUUAUUAAAAUAGGCUAGCUACAGAGCACCUUAGACUAGAUAAGCAGGAAUUUUGUUCGUACUACUAAAGUGAUCUACUUGUUCUAAGUGAAUUGAUUUUUAAUGUUCGUUAGUGUUCUUAUAAAACCUGGAAUGGUUUCUGUAAUAGUUGGUACUCAGGUAAAAUCAUUGCUGAAUAUCAGUAGCUUAAAUUUAGCUUAAUAGCCACAGUACAAUCAGUAUUAGUAUGUUGAUUAUUGUUUCAAAAUGUUCUUAUUACCUUUUAACAUAUCUAAGUUGAUUCGACGUGUAUUGUUCAAAUUGUAAAAUGUUCUAAAAACUAGUCAAUGACCUUUGUACUUAUUGUGAAUAAUAGGUUAGAUUUUAAAAUGACCAAAGAUAUAGUGUUAGAGUAGGAGUGACAAUUGAAUUUUAAACUAAUAUUUAGACUUAUUAUAGAUCAAUUUGAAACCGAUCAAAUUUACUCAAUAUUUGGUUAGUUUCAAAUUUUUAAUUUAACAUUCAUCCACGCUUCCCUCUCAUUGCAAAAUAUUGUAUAUAAUAUAUAAAAAAUUUUAAAAUCAACUUUUUUCUUUGUAGUUGUACAGAUACGGGUCCAAUAACUUCUAUUUUUCAAUACUGUUCUGUUUAGAAGCACACUGUGACUUAAUAUGCACAAUAGUGAUAAGAUACUAAAUUUAAACAAAAUGGCCUACUUUCUAGCAAUAAAUAAUUGCACCUUAAUACUAUUUCACAAUACAAUUUUCGAUCACAUUCAGAGUUUUGUUUAAAAUUUACUAUUUACUAAUAAUUAUCAACAGCAAAUUGUGUGUUUUAAGUAUGUAAAUUCAAAAAUAGUGAAAGUUUCUUCCUACGUAGAUAUUUUAUAUAUACUAAAAAACUCACUUACGUGCAGUUUACAAAUCUUUUAUAAAUGUUACGUUUUUCUAUCAUGGAAAGAUAUUUGGCAUAGUUCGAUUUAUGUUUUGUAUGUAUUGUACCUGAAAUGUUUCUUAAUUUGUUUUUACUUUAGUUGCUUUGACUUUGUAAAUUAAAUUAUCUUAUUUGUAUAUAAAAAUCGGUACCUGUUACCAUUAAAAAGUACUAUAAAUAACGCAGAGACAUUUAAAUAUUUUUCUUUCUAAGAGUAUCUCUAUUAUUCUAAAUAAAAAUAAAAAGUUAAUAUAAUAAAGAAAUUUGAAUUUACUUUUGUAUACAGAACUAUUACCUACCAUUAUCGUGAUACAUUCCAAUUACUGUACAUAUAUUCUACAUCCCUUUAUUCAUCAUGUUAAAAAAUAGUAGGUAGAAAUUACAAAUUUACUAGGUUAUUAAAUAAA
Molecule: messenger RNA, 5090 nt
Organism: Aethina tumida (small hive beetle)
Lineage: Eukaryota; Metazoa; Arthropoda; Insecta; Coleoptera; Nitidulidae
Gene: Dpp10
Product: venom dipeptidyl peptidase 4
Exons: 15
Coding region: 397-2988 (863 amino acids)
Biological process (GO): proteolysis
Molecular function (GO): dipeptidyl-peptidase activity; serine-type peptidase activity
Source: RefSeq, a predicted model, not a curated record